AUGGAGAAUGCGACGCAGCCCCAGCUGAUGGUCAAGAGCGCAGAGAGUCCAGCGGAGGAGCUCUCCAAGAUAAGCGACCAGGAGCUGCUCAAGUGGAGCAAAGAGGAGUUGGUGCGGCGGCUACGGAGGGCAGAAGCCGAGAAGAUGGGCGUUAUGCUUGACCACGGGAAUUUGAUUCGGGAGGUGAACCGGCGACUCCAGCAGCACCUGACCGAGAUCCGGGGUUUGAAGGUGAGGCAGGUGUGGUAAUGUCGGGCGCGCAACUUUGCGCACUGCUCUAUGGAUGUCUGACAGUCUUAUGUUGUGUAGCCUUUCUAGGCAUGUUUCCUAAUGCAAAAAAGCCAUGGUCUAAUCAUGCGUUAAAAAAGCUGUAGCCUAUAGUCCUACCUCUGCAAACUCCUUGAAAAUAAUGAAGGUAGGUGGUUUGAAGGUAGCAAUGUAGUCUUCAAGUAGCCUACAUCAUAAUCCAACCCAAUGAUCCACUUGUUGCUUUUAUGCUUUUCCUAUUACAUCUGGAACUGCUGAGGAUAUUUAAACACAACCACAAAAGUAAAUUUUGGAAGGCCUAUGAUUUGUUUCAAAAUCACAGUAAAUGAAUCAUCAAUAAAAUACAUCACCAUCAACACACACACGCUCCCCCUCCAUACACAAUUGCGUGCUCAACAUUUGUUAUCAGAAGUCCCAUAUGAUAAAUUAUAUAUCACCUCCUAUGUGCUUUCUCCUAUUUGUGUGUGUGUGUAUGUGUGUGUAUCCAGGAUGUGAACCAGAAGCUGCAGGAGGAUAACCAGGAGCUGCGGGACCUGUGCUGUUUCCUGGAUGACGACCGUCAGAAGGGCAAGCGUGUGUCCCGGGAGUGGCAGCGUCUGGGCCGCUACAGUGCCGGCCUCAUGAGGAAAGAGGUGGCCCUCUACCUGCAGAAACUCAAGGAGCUGGAGCAGCGCCAGGGAGAAGUGAUCAGAGAGAAUCUGGAGCUCAAAGAGCUGUGUAUCCUACUGGAUGAGGAGAAAGGGGGAGGAGGGGGAGGAGCAGGGCAGAGUGCAGGGUGCAGAAGCUCGAUUGACAGCCAGAGUAGUCUGUCUCAAACUGGGGGGGCUACACUGGGCUUGCUCCGUGACGUGGGGGAUGGGAGCAGCACCUCGAGUGCGGGAAGCACGGACAGCCCCGACCACCACCACCGCAAGCCCCUUCACCAGGGCUCCGGCCUGGGCUCCAACCCUGGCUCCCACCAUGACAAACCAGAGGGCCCGGGCCUCGAGUCUACAGGCCGCCGCCACAGCUCCACCCCAGAUUACCACACCUUCCCCCAGGCCUGCAGGCCCCGCGGGGGGUCCCUCACCAGCCCUGAUCCCAGGGGCCUCCGGGGGCCCUGCAGCCCAGAGAAACACGGCAUAUUCCCUACACAACUGGCGGCUGAGGCCCACUCCAAACCCAGCAGUGCUGACAUGCUGGCCCAGAAACAGCUUUUGGGGUCCGGGCAAGGGUUAGGGCCAAACCAAGGUUCGGGCCAGUCAAGUCCUGACCUCUCACGGAGACACAGGGUUAAUGCGGUCGGGGUUGGGGCUGGAUGUGGGACCACUGAGCCCAAACAGGCACUAACAGGGAUGCCAGAGCACCUGAGGAAGGGUCGGGUGAUUGUGGGGAGCCAUGAAGUGUUACGACACCACAACCACAGCCCCAGUUCAGAGCACGGAAAGGGGAGGUACGGCAGCAGCCCCCCAGCAGGCAGGGAGUGGGGACAGAGGAGGACCACUGGAGACGAGUUGUCCCCUCACCACGGCAGCAUCUACAAUGGCAUGAAU
Coregonus sp. 'balchen' is the source of this 1799-nucleotide messenger RNA. Lineage: Eukaryota; Metazoa; Chordata; Actinopteri; Salmoniformes; Salmonidae. The record is from the annotation of a GenBank genome assembly.